AUGGCGACCGCAGGGUCCGCCGAACGGCCUGGCAGACCGGCCAGCGCCGCCGCCGUCGCCGGCAAGUACCGGUCCGGGUCCCGAGCUCGGCGCGGGUCCGGGUCUGGGUCCGGGUCCAGCCCUCCGGAGAACGAGGCGAAGAAGUGCUCGGCGUGCGCGGAGGGGCAGCCCGGCGGCAGCCCGCCCUGCGGACACCCGGCCUGUCCGCCGUGCCGAGCCCAGAGACACUCCGGCAGCGGAGAGCGGUUCCGGAGGAGGAGUGACCCCGAGAGGAGCAGCAGCAGGCCGGGCAGGAGGGACUGCGACAGCCGGAGAGAGUUCUUCGUCUCUCCUGCUCUCAUCCCAAAAUGUGACGCUCCAUCAGGACCAACGGGGAAACACAAGCUGCUGUUGUCUGAGGACAGAGAGGAGGUGAAGAGGAGGAACUGUAAGGACGAUGAAGAGCCUUCUGGAUGUUUUCUUUUUGUUUUUCUGCAGGGGGUUCUGUCAGACUCAGAGAACGAGGAGCCGAUCAGCAGGAGGAUCAGAAACAUCUCGGCCUUUGUCAGGAAAACCAAAAACUCGGUAGCCUUCACAGGUGGUUCUCGGAGGAGUCAGAGCUGCACCGACCCGGUGGAGGACCGCGGAGGGAAGCUGAAGGUCAUCGCGCAGCCAGCCCUCAUGGACAGAGUCGGCAUCAGUCACAGUUACACAGCAGGAAUCCUCCUCUCCUCAGAGAACAGUCGCUCCGUCUCCGCUCCCAUCACCGCUCCUGACCGAAAGCUCACCUGGCGAGCUGUUGUCUCAUCAUCAUCGACUCCGCUGGGCCUCCCUCCGCCCAGACCCGAGCGUUCCAUCAGCCCAGAGAGCAAUGACAGCAUCUCCGAAGAGCUCAACCACUUCAAACCCAUCGUCUGCUCGCCGUGCACGCCGCCCAAACGCCUGCCUGAUGGCCGUCUGGUGGAACCCACCAUUGUAAAGUCCACGCCCAGGAACCUGACCCGCGGCUUGCAGAAGGCCACCAGCUAUGAGGCCAGUCCUGCUGUCCUGCAGAAGUGGAGGCAGAUCGAACUGGACCGGCAGAGCCUCAAAGUGAACUCCAAGGCGACGCUGACGAGCCCUGUCAGCGAGCUCCACAACAAGAACGGCGGGGGUGAGGACGCAAAAACCCAUCAGUCCCUGGCGGGACAGGAUGGAGACGGAGUGACGUCUGUCAACAAGAGGAGGCUGCUGUUCGACCCCCCGGCCGUAGACAUGGACACCUUCCAGAAACAGUCCGUAAAGAUCCGGGUCCCUGCAAUCCGCUACAGCAGUGAGGCGACAUUCAGAGGAAGUUCGGACUUGGAGCCGGCAGUCGGCGCUCCUGAAUCCUGCAGUGGAGGAGGAGCGCUUUUUAGUCGGAAACAGUCGUUCUCACCGUACACUAAGAACUCUGGGUUCCAGUCGUGUAAAUUAGUGCCAAAGGACUCUCAGAGUCCGAGGAAGGAGUCCGACAGUAGCCUCCACAACCAGUCUACCUCAAGGAGGGGCAAGAAGCGGGAACAGAAGACCAAACACCUGGACUCAGAGCGGGACUCAGACCUGAAAAGGAGCCGGUCGGUCAGCCAGGAGGCCUUCGACGAGCGGUACAUCCAUCAGAUCCAGCAGGAGCGUCAGGACCGAGCGCUUGCCCUGAAGCUGCAGAGACAGUUCGACCUGGAGAACCAGACCGCCAACCGCCGCAGGAGCCCCGACAAGUACUUCCUGCGGUCCUGGAUGUCCAAUCAGAACCGCAGGAGGCGCGGCCUGAGGAGAUCACGACGAAUCAACAAGAAGCACUAGAGAGGAGUCGUCUGCUGACUCGGCACAAAGACAGACAGAACGUGGUUCAUAUAUGCAAAGUGACGAACGGUUUGAUGAAAAGUAUGAAUGUUUUUACACGACAACAGUGAAACUCUGUUGAGGAAAGAGGUUAUAAACUCUGAAACAUUGCCUCCAAACGUCGUUUCUUUUGAUCUGUUCACCAGCAAAUCACCAAAAACUGAAUGAAAAUCAGCUGCAGCCUGAAAUCUGAACUCUCAUCACGUCUCCGGAGGACAAACGAAUUUUCCAUAGAUUCAGUUAAUUUACCAAAAAUCCAGACUGACUCAUACAACCAGAUUGUGGCUGUAAAAUCAACUUACACAGGGGCAACAUGCAUUAACACCUUUCACACCUGUGGCCGGUCCCUGUUGACUCUCCCCAGACCCAGAGACCAUCUGGGUGCAGACCUGGUCCAGGUCUUCUGUGUGUCGGUCAGGUUGUUUCAUUAAAGAACGUCCACAACGAGUUGAACAUGGACGAAACGAUCGGAGCUCCUAACACAGCAGCUUCAGAUCAUAUAAUCUGGGGCUUUAGGGGCCACUGAGGGUCUGAGGCUUCAGGGGCUGCUGGAGGUCUAAGGCCACAGGAAGUCUGAGGCUUCAGGGCCUGCCAGAACUCUGAGGCCACUGGAGGUCUGAGGCCAUCAAUGGUUUUAGGCUUCAGGGGCAACCAGAGGUCUGAGGCUUCAGGGGCUGCCAAAGGUCUCAGGCCUCUUAAAGUCUUAGACUCCAGGGCCCAGUGGAGGCCUCCAGAGUUGUUAGGUCACUGGAGGUCUGAGGCUUCAGGGGUCAUUGUAGGUCUGAGACUCCAGGGCCCAGUGGAGGUCUUUGGCCUCAGGGGCUGCCAAAAGGCUGAGGCCACUGGAGGUCUGAGGUUUCAGGGUCCACUAUCUGUUGUUACUGGGCCCCCUCUGCAGGUGACAGUCUUCCAGUCUGAAUGUUUGUCAGACAGUCUUUGAACAUGUUGAAGCUGUGGACUUGAGCUGAGGCUCAUGGGUACUGUAGUCCAUUAGGAGUCCACAGACUGAACAGGAGGCGGAUCAGGAGACAGGAGUCAGUUUGGUGUUUGGGGUCAGGAUGGAAACAAACGGGACUCAACCUGUAGGAGGGGGAGGAGUCAGUGUUUUAACGCCUGAGGCCGUAUUCACAUUAUUUGAUUCAUGGAAACAAAAACACAAUCAGAUCUAACCUGGAAAGUUUUGGAUCAGGACCUCCAGGAUUCACCUGGUUAAUUCACGCUGAAGAUAAUCUGGACAUACGAUGAUGACACAGGAAGGAAAUGUGGUUGUUCAAACUGUUUAACAGCAGUGAAACAGACGAGGAAGGAAAAAUACUUCAGGACAUGAACACAAUUAAAAUGAAUAUCGUCUAUAAGGCAGCAGAAUUCAGAUCCUUCAGUAGAGUCCUGAUCCCUCAGAGUGACAGCACUGUAGGCUUUAUGAAUAAUAUACAGCAGGUGGUAACGACUGUAAAGUGUUGCUCUGUUUAUUAAUGUAAAAUAAUCAGUCUCAUAAAGAUGAACUACAAAAGCUCAUUUCACCAAUUUGAUGGAAAAAAUACACUUUAAAGCUAUAGUGUGUAACUUCUGUCGCCUCCCAGCGGAUAAUGCAUUAUUACAACUAAUAAGCUGGCGGCACUUCCAUGUACAGAGAGUAACACUCGCCACACACACUGUACACAGAGUAACACUUGCCAGUCGCCACACACCGUGCACAGAGUAACACUUGCCUUUGUGGUAGGAUCCACUUCUGAACCGUGUCUCGGCCGCUUCUCCGCCAUGUUGCUUUCUCUUUCUACCUGCGCUCUACCUCUUCGCUCUUCCUCCCCCUCCCUUCUUGUUGUGAGGAAGCAUUUCCUGUGUGCCAGCGCGGGAAUGUCGCCGGUCUACACGCAUACUAAAAAUGAUAUAUAUUGAAAAAUACCGGGAGAUGUUAGAGGAGCCAAUCGGCUUAAUCAGCAUUGUGUCAUCUCCUCUAGUAGUGGCUUGGGUGAAACGGACAUUUACGGACCUGUAGAAGUUACGCACUAUAGCUUUAAUUCUUUGUAAUGAGACAUUUCCCCAAAAUAAUGACAUCAUCUCUCAAAAUGAGUUAGAUCUCAGGCUGCGUUCACACCUGCUCUGUUCGCUUCAGUUCAGUCUAACUCCAGCUGGUUUGCCCCCUCAGUGCGGUUCAUUGUGCAGGUGUGAACACACCAGAACAACCGGACUGAGACCUUCUUGAAGAGGUGGUCUCAGUCCGGUUCCAAAGGAACUCUGGUGCGGUUGGUUUGUGGUGAGAAGGUGUUCCGACCUGGAUGUGAAGCAACUGCAGUCACAUGACACAUUGUUUGGGUUAAACAUGAGCAUGUUACAGUCCUGGAGGAUUAUUAAUGUGCACCUCCUCCUGUACUGCCUUAAUAUGCACAUUCAGCACAUCCAAUGCAUCAAAACAUUGUUUUCUAGUUGGAGCCGCGCCUCGUUUUCAAACUGUAUGGUUUGACUAAAAUGAACAAUGACAGCAAUAUAGUCCACGAUGAGCAGCGCUAAAAUCAACCUGCGUAGUUGUCCCUCCAUUGUGACAUUAGAAAGUGUCACAUUUAUCUUGCAAGUGUACUCUUCUUCAACGUUUGCUUUACUUCCUGGAUUUUUCCCACAUGGAAAUUCUGACCAAUCAAGAGCAGCUUUCUCACACAAGGCAUUUGAUCUGGUCCUCUUGUAAAUGCUGCCGUGAGAACACGAACCAACUCUAGGCAAUUAUACAACUUUGGAACAACAUGAGUCCCUGAUUCAGACCAGAGGAGACCACUCUAGGGCUGACAGCAGCCUGAGGUAACUAUAUCUCAAAACAGUGGCGUGGUUGUAAAAAUGAGUUCCUGUAUCAAAAUGAAAGACCAGUAUGUCAAAGUAAUGAGUGAUUAUCUCAGAAUGGGUUUGUAUCGCCCAACAAUGACGUAGUUUCUCAAAAAUAAUGUGUUCGUAUCUCAAACUAGUGACAUAAUAGUUAUAUUAGUAUCUUGAAACAAUGAAGGUCAGAAAUGAGUUAGUAUCUCAACAAAGAAACUGUCUAAAAACUAAGGAGUCAUAAUGAGGGAGUGUUAGCAUGUCAAGAAAAUGAGUUUGUAUUUUGUUCAAAUCUGUAUCUUGAAAUCUUGAUGUAGUGUUUCUGAAUAAUGAGUCAGUGUCUUAAAAAUGUGAAACAAUAUUUAAUCUGAGGCCUUUUUCAGAGAGUUAUUAAUAUGAGUAGGUUUCUCUAUAUGUUUAGAUUCUAUGUGUUUUCAGAUACCAACUCUUUAUUUUGAGAUACGUUGUCAUUUUUAAAAAAUACCUCUUCAUUUUGACAUAGGAACUCUUUUUGAGAUAUUAAGUCAUUAUUUCAAGAUGUUGUCAUUAUAUUGAGAUACUUACUCAUUUUUAGAUUCUACGUCGUUACUUUUAGAAACUUCGUCGUCACUCUGAGAUAACACGAGGUAACGUGUUCAGUAUGUCGUGCUGCAGCACGGCGCCGUAGGAGACGUCCUUACUUCCAUGGUUUCCUCUGUGAUGUGAAUGCGGCCUCGCUCCAUCAGCUGUUCAUCAUGUCUUUUACAUUCCUGCAGUUUAUUUCUUCUUUCUGUUAAAGUUGUGAAAUCAUCAGGAGGAGCGGACUGUUCUGAUUUGUGAGAUGAGUAUUAUUAUUAUUAUUAUUAUUAUUAUUAUAAUUAUUGUGUGUUAUUGACAGAGUGUUUCUCUUCAGAGACUCUGAAGGGCUUUUUUUUUUUUUUUUACUGACGCCACAUGAGCUUUACUCUGUACAACACUGAUAUGCACAUUUUAUAAAGUUGUACUUAAGUGUUGAGGAGUGUGUGUGGGGGGGGAAGGGGGGUUAACGCUGAGUGCCAAAUGAUCAGAGACCCUCUGAUGGACCAUGUUAAUUAUUCAGUAGUUUUGUAUGAGAGGAGAUCUGUGGCUGCUGAGACCAAGAAAAACCUAAAGACCUGAGACAACCUGUGUCCUGUCGUCUUUGUGACACACACACAAACACACACAUUUGAAUUCUUUAUUUGAUUCCACCAAUUACAUUAAAUAUGGCAGGGAAUCAAAUACAAAAGGGGUCAAGAAGACAAUACUGGUCACUCAUGGAAAUACAUAGCAUCUUCUCCUCCAUACAGCCAAGCUGCCUAUAACAGCAGAAACAGAGCAAAAUUUAGCAAGCUUUGUUGCUCUGCACUUAGAUAUGUCAGCAAUGUUCAGGCCACUAGUGGUAUAUUUAUACACAUGGCCCAGGCUUCCAAAUAUGAGUACGGAGAAUUUGCAUUUGUAACCAAGACUUGUUAUGAUUUGGAGUAAUGGUUGACAUUUUGAAUAUUUGUCAUAAUAUUUUGUCAUCAAAUAUAUAAUUAUUGAUUGUUUCUGAGUGAGGUAAGACCUGAUAGAUUUAAAUAUUGUGUAAUCUGAAAAUAAAAAACUCUAUCCACAAAAAUAAAUAUAUAAAUAAAAAUUUAAAUAAAAUUCAAAAAAUUGUUAAAUCACAAAAUAUUUUGCAAAUAUAAAACAGAUCUGC
Epinephelus moara (kelp grouper) is the source of this 6340-nucleotide messenger RNA. RefSeq names its product ring finger protein 169 (gene rnf169). Gene Ontology annotation, biological process: double-strand break repair. Bases 1 to 1800 code for a protein of 599 amino acids. Gene Ontology annotation, molecular function: nucleosome binding; ubiquitin-protein transferase activity. The transcript has 6 exons. NCBI's taxonomy places the organism in Eukaryota, Metazoa, Chordata, Actinopteri, Perciformes, Serranidae. The record is from RefSeq and is a predicted model, not a curated record. Gene Ontology annotation, cellular component: nucleus; site of double-strand break.